GCCGAGGCGGUGCCGAGGCAGCGCCGUGCGAGCGGCGCUCCGUGUGCCUCGGUGCGCCCCCGGCCAGCACCGCCCGGGCCGGGGCAUGGAGGCGGCCCACAGCCUCCCGGUGCUCGACGUGCUCCGCCGCUUCGGGGUCAGCGAGAGCUGCGGGCUCAGCCCCGAGCAGGUCCGCCGCCACCGCGAGAAGUACGGCCCCAAUGAGCUCCCUGCAGAAGAAGGAAAGUCCCUCUGGGAGUUGGUGCUGGAGCAGUUUGAAGAUCUCCUCGUCCGCAUCCUUUUGAUGGCAGCUUUUCUGUCCUUUAUCCUGGCCUGGUUUGAGGAAGGAGAGGAGACCACGACGGCGUUUGUGGAGCCCAUUGUCAUCAUUAUGAUCCUGAUCGCCAACGCCGUGGUGGGCGUGUGGCAGGAGAGAAACGCCGAGAGUGCCAUCGAGGCCUUGAAGGAGUACGAGCCCGAGAUGGGGAAGGUGAUCCGGGCUGACCGCAGCGGGGUGCAGCGGAUCCGCGCCCGGGACAUUGUCCCCGGGGACAUCGUGGAGGUGGCAGUUGGUGACAAGGUGCCAGCGGACAUCCGGGUCAUCGAAAUCCGUUCCACCACCCUGCGGGUCGACCAGUCCAUCCUCACAGGGGAGUCUGUGUCGGUGAUCAAACAUGCUGACCCCAUCCCUGACCCUCGGGCUGUCAACCAGGACAAGAAGAACAUGCUUUUCUCUGGCACCAACAUCGCAGCUGGGAAGGCUGUGGGGGUCGUCAUUGCAACGGGGGUGUACACCGAGAUCGGGAAGAUCCGAAACCAGAUGGUGGAGACCGAGCCCGAGAAGACGCCCUUGCAGCAGAAGCUGGACGAGUUCAGCCAGCAGCUCUCCAAGGUGAUCUUCCUGGUGUGCAUCGCCGUCUGGGUCAUCAACAUCAGCCACUUCAGCGACCCCGUCCACGGCGGCUCCUGGUUCCGGGGGGCCAUCUACUACUUCAAGAUUUCGGUGGCACUGGCGGUGGCCGCCAUUCCCGAGGGCCUCCCGGCCGUCAUCACCACCUGCCUGGCGCUGGGCACGCGCCGCAUGGCCAAGAAAAACGCCAUCGUCCGGAGCCUGCCCUCGGUGGAGACCCUGGGCUGCACCUCCGUCAUCUGCUCCGACAAGACCGGCACCCUCACCACCAACCAGAUGUCCGUCUGCCGGAUGUUCAUCAUGGAGAAGGUGGAGGGCAACCAGUGCAGCCUGCACGAGUUCAGCAUCACCGGCUCCACCUACGCUCCCGAGGGACAGAUCCUGAAGGAUGAGCAGCCAGUGCAGUGCGGGCAGUACGACGGGCUGGUGGAGCUGGCCACCAUCUGUGCCCUCUGCAACGACUCCUCGCUGGACUACAAUGAGUCCAAAAAAGUCUAUGAGAAGGUGGGGGAAGCCACUGAAACAGCCCUGACGUGCCUGGUGGAGAAGAUGAACGUGUUCAACACGGACCUCAGCAAACUCUCCAAGGUGGAGAGAGCCAACGCCUGCAAUUCGGUGAUCAAGCAGCUGAUGAGGAAGGAGUGCACCCUCGAGUUCUCCCGUGACCGCAAGUCCAUGUCUGUGUACUGCACACCCACCAGCCCUGGCAACAACUCCACUGGCAGCAAGAUGUUUGUCAAGGGCGCCCCGGAAAGUGUGAUCGAGCGCUGCACCCACGUCCGUGUGGGCACUGCCAAGGUCCCGCUGACGGCCCCGGUGCGGGAGAAGAUCCUGGGCAGGAUCCGGGACUGGGGCAUGGGCAUCGACACGCUGCGGUGCCUGGCCCUGGCCACGCACGACUCGCCCGCCCGCAGGGAGACCAUGCAGCUGCACGACUCCGCCGCCUUCGUCCACUACGAGAACAACCUGACCUUCGUGGGCUGCGUGGGGAUGCUGGACCCUCCCCGCAAGGAGGUCACCUCGUCCAUCGAGAUGUGCCGCAAGGCCGGCAUCCGCGUCAUCAUGAUCACCGGCGACAACAAGGGCACGGCCGUGGCCAUCUGCCGCCGGAUCGGCAUCUUCUCGGAGACCGAGGACGUGUCUGGCAAAGCCUACACGGGCCGGGAGUUCGACGAGCUGUCCCCCGAGGCGCAGCGCCAGGCGUGCCGCCACGCCCGCUGCUUCGCCCGCGUGGAGCCCGCGCACAAGUCCCGCAUCGUCGAGUACCUCCAGUCCUUCAACGAGAUCACCGCCAUGACGGGUGACGGGGUGAACGACGCCCCGGCCCUGAAGAAAGCGGAGAUUGGCAUCGCCAUGGGGUCGGGCACGGCCGUGGCCAAGUCGGCUGCUGAGAUGGUGCUCUCCGACGACAACUUCUCCACCAUCGUGUCGGCCGUUGAGGAGGGCAGAGCCAUCUACAACAACAUGAAGCAGUUCAUCCGCUAUCUCAUCUCCUCCAACGUCGGGGAGGUCGUUUGCAUCUUCCUGACAGCCAUCCUGGGCUUGCCCGAGGCCCUCAUCCCUGUGCAGCUGCUGUGGGUGAACCUGGUGACGGACGGGCUGCCGGCCACCGCGCUGGGCUUCAACCCCCCCGACCUGGACAUCAUGGAGAAGCAGCCCCGCAACCCCAAGGAGCCCCUCAUCAGUGGCUGGCUCUUCUUCCGCUACCUGGCCGUCGGAGUGUACGUGGGCCUGGCCACGGUGGGAGCAGCGACCUGGUGGUUCCUGUACGACGCCGAGGGACCACAGGUCUCCUUCCAUCAGCUGAGGAACUUCAUGAGGUGCACUGAGGACAACCCCAUCUUUGAAGGAAUCGACUGUGAGAUCUUCGAGUCCCGAUACCCAACCACGAUGGCUCUGUCCGUGCUGGUGACAAUCGAAAUGUGCAACGCUCUGAACAGUGUCUCUGAGAACCAGUCGCUGCUGCGGAUGCCACCGUGGCUCAACAUCUGGCUGCUGGGGGCCAUCAUCAUGUCCAUGGCUCUGCACUUCCUCAUCCUCUACGUCAAGCCCAUGCCUCUCAUCUUCCAGGUGACCCCCCUGAGCUGGCCGCAGUGGGUGGUCGUGCUGAAGAUCUCCCUGCCCGUGAUCCUGCUGGAUGAAGGACUCAAGUACCUUUCCCGCAACCACCUGGACGGCAUUCUCAGGACAGUAAGACCCGAGUGGAGCGGGGAGCACCAGUUGAAAACCUGCAAGACUCCAGAGCAAGGGAGAAGAGGACAAGAAAUGAAUGACACAAAGGCAACAUUCUGAACUAAAGGAUCCCUAACUUGUAACUCGGACUGAAGUCUUGCAUGUGUGACCAUCACUAGAAGCCAGCAGGACAUGCAUGUGUCCGACUAUCAGACAAAUGCGGGUGAAUCGUCGAAAAGAAAAAUACUGAUUUUGUUUUGUUUCGUAGCUUUCUUUUUCCUGUACAUACGAGUGCAAUUACUGGACAGCUGGCGUUGGGUUUGGGGAUGGAGCUGUGUGGACCUGGGUCGUUGCAACGCGGUUCCUUGGGGAUUUGCUCCUGCCAAAUUUGAGAUCCUCUUUCCAAUUUUCGCCCUCGCCGGGUGAGCUCAGGCAGGGCAUCCUCCACGAAGGGGGGCAGUCGGGAUUUUGGGUGCAGAUGGGAGGCUGCAUCCCCCAAGGGGAUGGGGUGAACGAGGGCAGCUUCUGGGGCCAGAAAGGGCUUGGCAUUGGGUGAGGGCAGGGAGAGAGGUGAGGGGGUGGUGUGUUGGGGUCUCUGACCCUUGAUGAUUUCAUCACUGCUGCUCUGCUGGCCACUCCAGUGGCCACAGCAUCUGGGAAUACCUUCAGAGUGUGCCCGACAGUGGUGUGGAUCUCACAGACGUGUGUUUGUACAUUGUGGUGGAAGGCAAAGUUCUCCCUAUUUAUCGUGCUGUCCUGUUUGAUCCCUGCGUUGUGGAAAGCCCAGCACCUUCUCAGGCUCAUCCAACACCAAAGCAUGACGUAGCCUUGUCUGUCCUUCUCCAUCCCACACCUUCUCACAUCCCAUCUGCACUAUAUGAAGCGCCCUCCUCCUCGUAGGGGCAGACAUGUAAAGCAAAGCAUGGGGACACCCACCUUGGCAUUCCUCAUGUCCACCACUCCCUCCUGGUCACACUUUCAUCCCUCAGUGGAUUUUUAACUACUUCCCUAGCAGGAGUAGAGCUUAAGUCUUCAGGAGCAUGUCCAUGACUUCGUGUCCUCUGCUUUGGAGAACACUGCUGUCUUGCACAGGGCAUCCUUGCCAAGGGAUCAAGAUGGGAAUGAAUGUAUGCUUGUACAUAACGUGGUCUUUCUCCAUGGGUGGUGUUUGUUGUGGCAUCCCUUUUUGUAAGGCACCAAGUUUAUUUUGCCCUCUUGGGAUUUUUCCGCAGCAGGAGCGAGACAGGCUGCAGUGAGGGUUGGUAGAUCAGGAGUGGGUUUGGGAUCCAGUGAAUUGCUCUGUCUCCAUCAAACCACAUCAGCUGAGAAGCUGAGAGUGGGUGGUUUCUUCUCCUGCUCUCCAAAUCCUCCCUCCUGUUUUCCUCAUGGUCCCCUAUGAUCCAUCCUGAUAAUAUUUAACUAGCCAGAGCCUUUCCUUUCUCUUACAUUCCAGCAGCAGCACUAGAGCCAGGGUUUGGGGUAGCAUUUUGCUCCUUCGCUGUUGGGUUUUUUCUUCUACUUUUUGCCUCUUAAAAGCUUCCAGUGCUUUUCUGUUUCACCUGGGCAAGAGCUACUCUUCUUCUGUACAGUAGGUGCCAAAUAUCAUCCCUCCUUUCUUUUCUCCAUCACCAGCAUUGAAGAUGAGCAGAGCCCCCAGACCAAUGGGAAUGUACAGAAUUGUUAUACUACUGAGCUGAUUUAUUGUACAGAAAACCUUGCAUGAAAUGUUGUUACUGUAUUUAAUAUAUAAUGUAUUCAAGGAAUUUUAAUAUGGAGCUCUUUAAAAAGAUCUUUAUAGAUACUCUGUGGUUAGAAGAUUGUUGCUGAUUUUUUUUUUAAAUCUUAUUAUACUUUGUCUUGAAGAAGUUUUAUUUU
Pipra filicauda (Wire-tailed manakin) is the source of this 4936-nucleotide messenger RNA. It is a transcript of the gene ATP2A3, whose product is annotated as ATPase sarcoplasmic/endoplasmic reticulum Ca2+ transporting 3. Gene Ontology annotation, biological process: intracellular calcium ion homeostasis; calcium ion transmembrane transport. The record is from RefSeq and is a predicted model, not a curated record. Bases 86 to 3181 code for a protein of 1031 amino acids. NCBI's taxonomy places the organism in Eukaryota, Metazoa, Chordata, Aves, Passeriformes, Pipridae. Gene Ontology annotation, cellular component: membrane. The transcript has 22 exons. Gene Ontology annotation, molecular function: ATP binding; P-type calcium transporter activity; ATP hydrolysis activity.